This is a messenger RNA of Symbiodinium pilosum, 939 nucleotides long. Lineage: Eukaryota; Dinophyceae; Suessiales; Symbiodiniaceae. The record is from the annotation of a GenBank genome assembly.
AUGGGCCCUUUAGACUGGACAAAGAUUGCCGGAUCUAUUGAGCGAAAUUAUCUGAAGUAUGACGGCUUUGUGGUGAUUAUGGGCACAGACACUAUGGCAUAUGCUGCAUCAGCAUUAAGCUUUAUGUUGGAAAACCUUGCGAAACCUGUUGUGUUCACCGGCUCCAUGAUACCCCUCGCUGAGCCUUACAAUGAUGCCCGCCGAAAUCUGAUCUUGUCGAUGCAAUUUGCAGCCGCACGGCAGAGCUUCCCUGAGGUAAUGAUCUUCUUCAAUGACCGUCUUUUGCGGGCCAACCGCGCCACUAAAUAUUCUGCAGACGGACUAGACGCAUUUGGGUCCCCUAAUUUCCCGCCAUUGGCUACUGUUGGGACCAGCGUGCGAGCCCGGACAGAUUUGGUAGCGGCACACCCGAGAGGCUACCUCAAGGUGCAUCCAGUUACUGAUGCACAUGUGCUGGUGAUAAGGCUGGUCCCUGGAUUCGAUGCCGGAGUGUUAUCGAUGAUCGUCGAAGCUAAGCAGUCUUUGCGCGCACUUGUCUUGGAGACGUACGGUACUGGGAAUGCCCCAGUGCUCACUGCUGUUGCUGAGGCUCGGAAGCGAGACCUUCUGGUGAUCGUUUGCUCCCAAUGCCCCCAAGGCUGUGUGGACAUGAACCAGUACGCUGCUGGAGCUGAGCUUGCAAAGUUGGGAGUCGUGUCAGCUGGGGACAUGACUACCGAAGCCACGGUGACAAAACUGGUUUAUCUGCUGUCGUACUACAACACUGAUGAGGUCGCUCGGAAGAUGGGUGACGACUUGCGUGGCGAGACUACCCGCCUGGACAGCGCCUCUGCUCCAUGGAAGCGGACGUCACUGAUGCGUUUAACGUCAGACAAGUCACAGGAUUUGCGUUUUCAGCUGCAAAGAUUGAUCCACAAGCCCUGGGAAGUUUUUCAGUAG